Molecule: messenger RNA, 2129 nt
Organism: Lactuca virosa
Lineage: Eukaryota; Viridiplantae; Streptophyta; Magnoliopsida; Asterales; Asteraceae
Source: the annotation of a GenBank genome assembly
UGACAAUUUUACUGGGGUACAGACGUAAUUUUCACUGAACACACGCAUCUCUCCACCUAUUUCUACGUUUCCCUCCCCAUGCUCCUCUAGACUCCUACGAUCUCUCCUCGCCGGCGACUACCAGAGAGAGGUGGACGACCAUCAUCAAACGCUGUCGUAUAAACAAUUCUAUACCCAUGGACGCAAAUUCAGCAGAAUUUGAAGCGAUUUUGAAGGAAAUAGAGCGUGCUAAUAGCAGUAGCACAAGCUACACCAAAAACGACGAUCAAGAAUGGAAAACAGUAUCGUAUAAGAAAUCAAGACGUAAACCCACUAAUAAAGCUCCUGAAAAUUACCCCGAUCACGGCUCCGGAAACGGUAACAUUUUCCGGUCGAUCGAACAACAAUCGGAGGAUCGUCGACGAAGAGUAGUUGAAUCUCAAAAGGCUGCCGCCGCUGCCAUUGAUGCAGCAGCUGAUGAUGCUCCUCUCCGCGCCGGUGAUGAUGGCGACGAAGACGGCAGUGAUGUGGAUAACUUGGCCGGACCGGAGAGCGGGAAGGGGGAGGUGAAGAAGAGUAAACCUAAGAAAUUGAAAAAACGUAAAGUUACUGUUGCGGAGGCUGCAUCGAAGAUUAAUGAUUCUGAUCUGGCCGUUUUUCUUGUUGAUAUAACGGAAUCGUAUGAAUCACAACCAGACAUACGGCUAAUGAGGUUCGCCGACUAUUUUGGUCGAGCAUUUGCUUCCGUGAACGCGUCUCAGUUCCCAUGGAUGAAAACUCUCAAGGAGGCUUCCGUCGAGAAGAUGAUUGAUAUCCCUUUAUCACAUAUUUCUGAAGAUGUUUAUAGGACAUCAGCAGACUGGCUUAACCACCAACCUGUAGAUGCUCUUGGGUCCUUCGUUGUGUGGUCCUUAGAUAACAUACUUGCAGACCUGGCUCUCCAUCAAGGGGGUAUCAAGGGUUCAAAGAAGGCGGUUCACCAAGAACCUUCAAAAUCUCAGGUUGCCAUAUUUGUGGUUCUAGCAAUGGUACUAAGGCGUAAGCCUGAUGUUUUAAUCGGCCUUCUUCCAAUAAUAAAAGAGAGUUCUAAAUAUCAAGGGCAAGAUAAGCUUCCAGUCCUAUUGUGGACUAUCACACAGGCUUGUCAAGGGGACCUGGUUGUGGGGCUUUUCAUGUGGGUGCAUUUGCUCUUGCCAUUAGUCAACAGUAAAUCAGGUGGUAAUCCUCAAUCCAGAGACCUUAUUUUGCAGUUGGUUGAGAGGAUUGUAUCUUCUCCAAAAGCUGGUACAAUUUUAGUCAAUGGUGCUGUAAGAAAGGGGGAGCGUGUGGUCCCACCUUCAGCUCUUGAGCUUCUUAUGAGAGCUACCUUCCCUUCUCCUUCAUCUCGUGUCAAGGCAACUGAGAGAUUUGAAGCAGUCUAUCCCCUUUUGAAGGAGGUUGCUCUUGCUGUUGCCCCUGGAAGUAAAGCUAUGAAGCAACUUACACACCAGUUGUUACCUAUUGCUGCAAAAGCUGCUGCUCAAGGCAACUCUGCUAUGGCAAGUGAAGCUGGCGACAUAUUCCUAUGGUGUUUGACUCAAAACCCAGACUGUUAUAAACAAUGGGAUGACAUUUAUCUCGAUAGCCUUCAAGCUAGUAUUGUUGUUCUAAGAAAGCUGUCUGAUGAGUGGAAGAUUUACUCGGUUAAACAUUCGAAUCUUGAACCUUUAAAAGCAACCUUGAAGAGUUUUAGAGAUAAGAAUGAGAAGGCAUUAGCUAGUGGAAGUAGUGUCAGCGAAGCAUCGGUGAAAGAUGCAGACAAGUAUUCCAAGAUGAUAUUGUCCAAAUUCUCACGUGGGAAUCAUUGCUUGAAGGCUACAGCAUUCCUCACUAUUACAAUGGCAGUGGGUGUAGCCUUUAUUAUCAAAGACCCUACAGUCUGGAAAUUGAAACAACUCGCUGAUUUUGACUUUUCUCAUACUUUUACUUCCCUCUCUCAUUAAAGACAGGGGCAGGGGCAGGGGCAUAGAGGUAAAUAGGUAAAGGUGAAGUUGACCUAAUAUAAAAAUUAAAAUAAUUAAAUGGGUAAAUGGGCCUGUAUUAGGACCCUGUAUCCAGUUUACAAAGACAUAUAUAGAUAUACAAGUAUAAGGUAUACCCAGAACUCGGCU